UUGGUGGUGUUGUGGUGUUGUCACGCGCAUUCUUCAUCAAGGCACUGGGUGACAUCAUCACUAAUAAUGAAGGCGGCUCAUCAAUGGACACAGAGCUAUAUAAGCAGCUCACCCUGUGAACUGAGAACCAACUCUAAUGUGAACUGAUAGGCUGAUGCACGAACUCCCGCAACCUGUUACUCAAUACCCAGCAAUGGUUCAUAAAAUGGUUUCCAUCAAUCUUGGAAUUUUGGAGAAAACAGUUGUACUUAUCUCCAUCUGCAUAUUAUUCUACUCAACACAUGGAGAUAGCAAGCCACUGGGCAAAAGGGCUAUAAAUGAAGUCCAGCUUAUGCACAACCUCGGGGUGCAUAAACAUGUGGAACUGAGGCAAGACUGGCUUCAGAUGAAACUUCGGGAAAUCCACACGGCCUCAGAGAAGAGAAACGAAGAGAAGGCAGGAAUUCUUCCAGAUAUUAUUCCCAAUCUGAAGGAUCUAAAUCCAAGGGAAGCUGAAGAUAUCAUUGCAGUUUUGGAAAAAUUUAUGAACCCGUCGUAAAAACAGAAUUUGAUUCAUGUGAACUCAGGGACUGAAGUCAAGCCAUUCUGUUCAGCCUUAAUAAUUAUAUUAACAUUAUUUAUUUUUUCUAUACAAAAUUUAUUUAUAUUUUUUAUGUAGUUUCCAUCAUUUUUAGCGGCUAAGCCGUGACAGCUCAAAGCUCUUUUAUGUAUUUAUUCGUUAUUUGAUCGUAGAUAACAUAGGCUAGAUCUAUUAGGCUAACUGAACCCAGAAAAAAGUAAACGAGCAGUCGGACCAAAUGUUUUUUUUUUUUUUUUAAGAAGAAACAGAUAAAAAGUCAUUUUUGAGAGUCUUCUAUUUAUGAUGACAAUGUACAAUAAAGAUAAA
Molecule: messenger RNA, 886 nt
Organism: Onychostoma macrolepis
Lineage: Eukaryota; Metazoa; Chordata; Actinopteri; Cypriniformes; Cyprinidae
Gene: pth1a
Product: parathyroid hormone 1a
Exons: 3
Coding region: 155-538 (127 amino acids)
Biological process (GO): intracellular calcium ion homeostasis
Cellular component (GO): extracellular region
Molecular function (GO): hormone activity
Source: RefSeq, a predicted model, not a curated record